AUGGGCAACGAGGCCAGCCUGGAGGGCGGCGCUGGUGACGGGCCACUGCCGCCCGGAGGUCCGGGCCAGGGCCCGGGCCCCGGCGCAGGGAAGCCGCCUUCAGCACCUGCUGGCGGCGGACAGCUCCCCGCUGCUGGCGCGGCGAGGGCGACCGCGGGACCACCGGGCCCAGGUCCUGGGCCAGGUCCCGGCAGUGGGAGAGGACCUGGGCACGUUUCCAGGAGACUGGACCCCAAGGAGCCCCCGGGUAGCCAGAGAGCAGCUUCCCCAACCCCGAAGCAGGCUUCUGCUACUGCUCCCGGCCGUGAGAGCCCCCGGGAGACGAGGGCACAGGGCCCAGCAGGCCAGGAGGCUGAUGGCCCACGCAGGACGCUGCAGGUAGACAGCAGGACGCAGAGAUCAGGGCGGUCCCCCUCUGUGUCACCGGACAGAGGCAGCACCCCCACAUCACCCUACUCCGUUCCCCAGAUCGCUCCCCUUCCCAGCAGCACGCUGUGUCCCAUAUGUAAGACCUCGGACCUCACGUCGACCCCCAGCCAGCCAAACUUCAACACCUGCACCCAGUGUCACAACAAGGUCUGCAACCAGUGUGGGUUCAACCCCAACCCUCACCUCACCCAGGUGAAGGAAUGGCUCUGUCUGAACUGCCAGAUGCAGAGGGCUCUGGGGAUGGACAUGACCACUGCACCUCGCUCCAAGAGCCAGCAGCAGCUGCACUCCCCGGCCCUGUCUCCUGCCCAGUCCCCAGCCAAACAGCCCCUGGGGAAGCCGGAGCAAGAGAGAUCGCAGGGCCCAGGGGCACCACAGUCAGGCCUCCGCCAGCCUGAGACCGCCAGGGCCACCUCAGUGCCGGGGCCUGCCCAAGCAGCUGUCCCUCCGGAGGUGGGGAGGGUGUCUCCUCAGCCCCCUCUCCCCAUCAAGCCUUCCACAGCAGAUCCCAGGCCACCUGUAGGAGAGGCCCUGGCCAAAAGUGCCACCACAGUGCCCUCUGGGCCUGGUGCUGCUGAGCAGACCCAGGAGGGCCUCACUGGGAAGCUCUUUGGCCUUGGAGCAUCACUGCUGACCCAGGCAAGUACCCUCAUGUCUGUGCAGCCCGAGGCUGAGCACCAGGGCCAAGUGGCCCCCAGCAAAGGGCCACCUAAGAUUGUCUUCAGUGAUGCCAGCAAGGAGGCUGGCCCGAGACCCCCAGGCCCUGGGCCAGCACCUGGAGCCAAAACUGAGCCUGGAGCCAGACCAAGUCCUGGAUCGGGGCCUGGAGCCCUGGCAAGAACUGGGGGAACAACCAGUCCAAAGCAUGGCAGAGCGGAACACCAGGCAGCGACCAAGGCUACUGCCAAGCCAAAGACCACGCCGAAGGAAAGGUCCACCUGCCCACUGUGCCAAGCUGAGCUCAAUGUGGGCAGCAAGGCCCCAGCCAACUAUAACACCUGCACCACCUGCAAGCUCCAGGUGUGCAACCUGUGUGGCUUCAACCCAACGCCUCACCUGGUAGAGAAAACCGAGUGGCUCUGUCUGAACUGCCAAACUAAGCGGCUACUAGAGGGCAGCCUGGGAGAGCCGACCCCCCUGCCGCUGCCCACGUCACAGCAGCCCCCCUCAGGGGCCCCUCUCCGUACAGCUGGAGCAGCCCCUCCAAAGCAGAAAGGGCCACAGGGGCUGGGCCAGCCAUCAGGCCCCCUGCCUGCCAAGGCCAGUCCCCUGCCCACCAAGGCCAGUCCCCAGGCCAAGCCCCUCAAAGCUUCUGAACCCAGCAGGACCCCGAGCAGUGCCCAAGAAAAGAAGACAGGAAUCCCAGCUAAAGCCGAGCCCGGGCCGAAACCACCUCCAGAGACUACCCUGCCCCCUGGAACUCCUAAAGCAAAGACGGGGGCCCGGAAGACUGAACCUGCCACGUCUGUCAUCAAGGCUGUUCCAGAAGCCCCCAAGGGUGGGGAGGCAGAGGAGCUGGCAGGCAAGCCUUAUUCUCAGGACCUGUCUCGGAGCCCACAGAGCCUCAGUGACACAGGCUAUUCCUCUGAUGGCAUCUCCAGCUCCCAGAGCGAGAUCACAGGCGUUGUACAGCAGGAAGUGGAGCAACUGGAUAGCGCAGGGGUGACAGGGCCUCGCCCGCCCAGCCCCUCCGAGCUCCACAAGGUGGGGAGCAGCAUGCGGCCUUCGCUGGAGGCCCAGGGUCCAGCCCCCAGGGGCGAGCAGAGCAAGCCACCCAGGAGCAGUGGUGAGGAGCAGAAACGGAGGCCCCACUCCUUGUCCAUCAUGCCUGAAGCCUACGACUCCGAUGAGGAGCUGGAGGAUAUCUUGGAGGAAGAGGAAGACUCUCUGGAGUGGGGGCGCCAGAGGGAGCAGCAGGACACAGCCGAGUCAUCAGAUGACUUUGGCAGCCAGUUGAGGCACGACUACGUGGAAGACAGCAGUGAGGGUGGCCUGUCCCCGCUCCCACCCCAGCCCCCAGCCCGGGCAGCAGAACUGACUGACGAGGAGUUCAUGCGACGGCAGAUACUGGAGAUGAGCGCCGAGGAAGACAACCUAGAAGAGGAUGAAGUCUCCACCUCUGGGCGUGGCCUGGCCAAACAUGGCGCCCAGAAGGGUGGCCCCAGGCCCCAGCCUGAGCCCAGCCAAGACCCAGCGGCGCUGCCUAAGAGACGUCUGCCGCACAACGCCACCACAGGGUAUGAGGAGCUGCUCUCUGAGGGAGGCCCAGCUGAGGCCAGUGAUGGCACUGGGGCCCUGCAGGGGGGGCUCCGCCGCUUCAAGACCAUUGAACUCAAUAGUACAGGCAGCUAUGGCCACGAGCUGGACCUGGGCCAAGGUCCCGAUGCCAGCCUGGAGCGGGAGCCAGAGCUGGAAAUGGAGAGCCUGACAGGCUCCCCGGAGGACCGCUCCCGUGGGGAGCACUCCUCCACGCUGCCUGCCUCCACACCCAGCUACACUUCGGGCACCUCUCCCACCUCCCUGUCCUCCUUGGAGGAGGAUAGCGACAGCAGCCCCAGCCGCCGGCAGCGACUGGAAGAAGCAAAGCAACAGCGCAAGGCCCGGCACCGUUCACAUGGGCCCCUGCUGCCCACCAUCGAGGACUCCUCUGAGGAGGAGGAGCUGCGGGAGGAGGAGGAGCUGCUGCGAGAGCAGGAGAAGAUGCGGGAGGUGGAACAGCAGCGUAUCCGCAGCACGGCCCGCAAGACACGGCGAGACAAGGAAGAACUGCGGGCCCAGCGGCGGCGUGAGCGCUCCAAGACCCCUCCAAGCAACCUGUCACCCAUCGAGGAUGCCUCCCCGACUGAGGAGCUGAGGCAGGCAGCUGAGAUGGAGGAGCUCCAUCGCUCCUCCUGCUCCGAGUACUCACCCUCCCCUUCCCUCGACUCAGAGGCUGAGGCCCUGGAUGGCGGCCCUACCCGGCUCUACAAAUCGGGCAGUGAGUACAACCUGCCCACCUUCAUGUCCCUCUACUCACCAACUGAGACGCCCUCAGGCAGCUCCACCACUCCAAGCUCUGGCCGGCCCCUCAAGAGCGCCGAGGAGGCCUAUGAGGAGAUGAUGCGCAAGGCCGAGCUGCUCCAGCGGCAACAGGGCCAGGUGGCAGGUGGCCCCUCCCAGCCCACUGGCGCCCGGAGCCAGGGCAACUUUGAGUACCAGGACACCCCCGAUCAGGACUAUGGCAGGGUUGCGCAACCUCCCUCUGAGGGCAUACCAGCCAGCCUGGGGGCAGCCGUGUAUGAGGAGAUCCUUCAGACAUCACAGAGCAUUACCCGCAUGCGGCAGGCCUCCUCCCGGGACUUGGCCUUUGCAGAGGAUAAGAAGAAGGAGAAGCAGUUUCUGAAUGCUGACAGUGCGUACAUGGACCCAAUGAAGCAAAAUGGCGGCCCACUCACCCCUGGUACCAGUCCCACCCAGCUCGCUGCCCCUGUGUCCUUCUCCACCUCCACCUCCACAGAUAGCAGUGGUGGCCGAGUCAUUCCUGAUGUCCGCGUUACUCAGCAUUUUGCAAAGGAGCCUCAGGACCCCCUCAAGCUUCACAGCUCUCCUGCCUCCCCCAGCUCUGCCUCCAAGGAGGUAGGCAUAUCCUUUUCCCAGGGCCCUGGCACCCCAGCCACCACAGCUGUGGCUCCUUGUCCAGCCAGCCUGUCACGAGGUUAUAUGACUCCGACCUCCCCAGCAGGCUCUGAGCGCAGUCCUUCACCAUCUGCUGUAGGCCACAGCUAUGGACAGAGCCCAGCCACUGCAAACUAUGGGUCCCAAACUGAGGAGCUACCCCAGGCCCUCAGUGGCCCCACUGCCAGCGGACGGGCUGCCAGAGACAAGCCCCUGAGUGUGAGUGAUGGUGAGAGCGGCCCCCCCAAGGCCUCCCGGGGGUAUUCCUACUUCGCAGGCUCCAGCCCACCUCUCUCUCCAUCUUCUCCCUCAGAGAGUCCCACAUUCUCCCCUGGCAAGCUAGGUCCAAGGGCCACAGCCGAGUUCUCUACACAGACGCCAAGCCCGACUCCAGCCUUGGACAUGCCUCGGAGCCCUGGUGCCCCGACCCCAACACCUAUGGUGGCUCAGGGCACACAAACACCACACCGACCCAGCACACCUCGCCUGGUGUGGCAGCAGCCCUCUCAGGAGGCCCCCUUCAUGGUCAUCACUCUGGCGUCAGAUGCCUCCAGCCAGACCAGGAUGGUACAUGCCAGUGCCUCCACUUCCCCAGUGUGUUCGCCCACUGACACCCAGGCCACCACCCACAGCUAUAGCCAGACAACACCUCCGAGUGUGUCCCAGCUGCCCCCAGAGCCACCUGGGCCACCUGGCUUCCCGCGGGCACCCAGUGCUGGCACAGAUGGGCCCUUGGCAGUCUAUGGCUGGGGUGCCCUCCCUGCUGAGAAUAUCUCCCUGUGCCGGAUCUCCUCUGUCCCUGGAACGUCUAGGGUGGAGCCAGGCCCUAGGCCUCCUGGCAGUGCCGUGGUAGACCUUCGCACAGCUGUCAAGCCUACUCCCAUCAUCCUUACUGACCAGGGCAUGGACCUGACCUCUCUUGCCGUGGAAGCAAGGAAGUACGGCCUUGCCCUGGAUCCAAUCCCAGGACGGCAGUCAACUGCUGUUCAGCCUUUGGUCAUCAACCUCAAUGCCCAGGAGCAGACCCAUGCCUUCCUCAGCACCGCCACCACCGUGAGCAUCACCAUGGCCUCAUCUGUGCUCAUGGCUCAGCAAAAGCAGCCUGUGGUCUACGGAGACCCCUUCCAGAGCCGGCUUGACUUUGGCCAGGGUGCAGGUAGCCCUGUGUGUCUGGCCCAGGUCAAGCAGGUAGAGCAGGCCGUCCAGACAGCUCCGUACCGAGGUGGGCCCCGUGGAAGACCUAGGGAGGCCAAGUUUGCCAGGUAUAACCUGCCCAACCAGGUAGCACCUCUGGCCAGAAGGGAUGUUUUAAUCACUCAGAUGGGCAGUGCCCAGAGUGUUGGCCUCAAAUCAGGCCCGGUGCCAGACCCUGGUGCUGAACCCCACCGGGCUGCCCCUGCAGAGCUGCGGUCACACGCUGCGCCAGGUGCCAGGAAGCCACACACAGUGGUGGUGCAGAUGGGAGAGGGCACGGCAGGCACUGUGACCACACUGCUCCCAGAGGAACCAGCAGCCCUAGACCUCACUGGGAUGAGGCCUGAGAGCCAGAUGGCGUGCUGUGACAUGGUCUACAAGUUCCCCUUUGGCAGUAGCUGCACAGGCACCUUCCACCCUACCCCCAGCGCUCCUGAGAAGAGUGUGUCAGAUGUUGCCCUACCUGGCCAGAGCAGCGGCCCCUUCUACAGUCCCCGGGACCCUGAGCCUCCUGAGCCCCCCACCUACCGGGCACAGGGGGUAGUGGGGCCUGGGCCCCAUGAGGAGCAGAGGCCCUACCCACAGGGCCUCCAUGGCAGGCUAUACUCCUCCAUGUCUGACACCAAUUUGGCUGAGGCUAGCCUCAACUACCAUGCCCACAGGAUUGGGCAGCUCUUCCAGGGCCCUGGACGAGACUCAGCUGUGGAUCUCAGCUCGCUGAAGCACUCCUACAGCCUGGGCUUUGUGGAUGGACGCUACCUUGGGCAGGGCUUGCAGUAUGGCUCGUACACAGACCUGCGUCAUCCCACAGACGUUUUGACUCACCCACUUCCCAUGAGGCGCUACAGUUCAGUGUCAAACAUCUACUCAGACCACAGGUAUGGUCCACGGGGAGAUGCAGCUGGCUUCCAGGAGGCCAGCCUGGCCCAGUACAGUGCCACUACCGCCCGUGAGAUCAGCCGCAUGUGUGCUGCCCUCAACUCCAUGGAUCAGUAUGGAGGGCGGCAUGGCAGCGGUGGUGGUGGCCCUGACCUCAUGCAGUAUCAGCCCCAGCCCGGGCCUGGGCUCAGUGCCCCCCAGGGUCUGGCUCCCCUCAGACCUGGCCUCCUUGGGAAUCCCACCUUCCCGGAGGGCCACCCAAGUCCUGGGAACCUGGCCCAGUACAGGCCUACGGUAGGCCAGGGAACGGCAGUCAGACAGCUGCUGCCAUCCACAGCCACUGUGCGUGCAGCUGACGGCAUGAUCUACUCGACUAUCAACACUCCAAUUGCUGCAACACUGCCCAUAACCACCCAGCCCGCCUCAGUACUGCGGCCUAUGGUGCGUCGUGGCAUGUACAGGCCUUACGUGUCUGGUGGGGUCACAGCCGUGCCGCUCACCAGCCUGACACGCAUGCCCGUGAUUGCCCCCCGGAUACCUCUUGGGCCCACAGGGCUGUACCGGUAUCCUGCACCAAGUAGAUUCCCUGCUGCUUCCAGCAUUCCACCUGCCGAGGGUCCUGUCUACCUGGGGAAACCUGCUGCUGCUAAGGCCACGGGCGCUGGGGGCGCACCAAGGCCAGAGCUGCCAGCAGGGGCAGCUCGGGAAGAGCCUCUUUCCACAGCCACCCCUGCUGCUGCCAAGGAUGCUGUAGCAGCCCCAGCCCCAGCCCCAGCCCCUCUGGCCAGCCAGAAGCCGCCUGUAGAUGCUGCUCCCGGGGGCAGCAGCGGGGCCCUCAGCCGGCCAGGGCUGGAGAAGGAAGAAUCUGUGCAGGAGGAACGACAGCGGAAACAGCAGGAGCAGCUGCUGCAGCUGGAGCGGGAGCGAGUGGAAUUGGAGAAGCUGCGGCAGCUGCGGCUGCAGGAGGAGCUGGAACGGGAGCGAGUGGAGCUGCAGCGGCACCGUGAGGAAGAGCAGCUGCUGGUGCAGCGGGAGCUGCAGGAGUUGCAGACCAUUAAGCACCAUGUGCUGCAGCAGCAACAGGAGGAACGGCAGGCCCAGUUUGCCCUGCAGCGGGAGCAGCUGGCACAGCAGCGCCUGCAGCUGGAGCAGAUUCAGCAGCUGCAGCACCAGCUGCAGCAGCAGCUAGAGGAACAGAAGCAGCGGCAGAAGGCCCCCUUCCCCGGGGCCUGCGAGGCACCUGGCCGAGGGCCUCCACCAGCCGCCACGGAGCUGGCUCAGAAUGGCCAGUACUGGCCACCCCUGACCCACACCGCCUUCAUCGCUGUAGCAGGGCCGGAGGGGCCUGGACAGCCUCGGGAGCCUGGGCUGCAUCGGGGCCUCCCCAGCUCUGCCUCAGACAUGUCACUGCAGACGGAGGAGCCGUGGGAGACGGGCCGCAGUGGCAUCAAGAAGCGGCACUCUAUGCCUCGCCUGCGGGACGCCUGUGAGCCAGAGUCGGGGCCCGAGCCCUGCAUGGUCAGGAGGAUUGCAGACAGCAGCGUGCAGACAGACGACGAGGAUGGGGAGGGCCGCUACCUCCUGACCCGGCGGCGCCGGGUGCGGCGGAGUACGGACUGCAGCGUGCAGACUGAUGACGAGGACAGUGCCGAGUGGGAGCAGCCAGUGCGCCGCCGCCGGUCCCGGCUCUCCCGCCACUCGGAUUCCGGCUCUGACAGCAAGCAUGAUGCUGCUGCCUCAUCGUCCCCUGCGACCGCUGCUGCGAGGGCCAUGAGCAGUGUGGGCAUCCAGACCAUCAGUGACUGCUCUGUGCAGACGGAGCCUGACCAGCUGCCCAGAGUCUCUCCAGCCAUCCACAUCACAGCCGCUACUGACCCCAAAGUGGAGAUCGUCAGGUACAUCUCUGCACCAGAGAAGACUGGGCGCGGGGAGAGCCUGGCCUGCCAGACAGAGCCUGAGGGGCAGGCCCAGGGCGUGGUUGGUCCACAGCUUGUGGGGCCACCCGCCAUCAGCCCCUACCUGCCUGGCAUCCAGAUCGUCACCCCAGGACCCCUCGGCAGAUUCGAAAAAAAGAAGCCAGAUCCCCUGGAGAUUGGAUACCAAGCCCAGCUGCCCCCGGAGUCCCUGUCACAGCUUGUGAGCCGCCAGCCUCCCAAGUCCCCCCAGGUCCUCUACUCACCAGUCUCACCCCUAUCCCCACACCGGCUCCUGGACACCUCCUUUGCUUCCAGUGAGAGGCUGAACAAGGCUCACGUGAGUCCCCAGAAGCACUUCACAGCUGACAGCGCUCUCCGCCAGCAGACGCUGCCUCGCCCCAUGAAGACCCUGCAGCGGUCCUUGUCCGACCCUAAGCCCCUCAGCCCCACCGCCGAGGAGUCUACUAAAGAGAGGUUCUCCCUCUACCAGCACCAGGGGGGACUGGGUAGCCAGGUGUCGGCGCUGCCACCCAACGGCCUGGUCCGCAAGGUGAAGCGGACACUGCCCAGCCCCCCUCCAGAGGAGGCUCACCUGCCCCUGGCUGGCCAGGCCCCCCCACAGCUGUACGCAGCCAGCCUGCUGCAGCAUGGGCUGGCGGGGCCCACCGCUGUCCCUGCCACCAAGGCCAGCCUGCUCCGGGAGCUGGACCGGGACCUGCGGCUGGUGGAGCAUGAGUCCACCAAGCUGCGCAAGAAGCAAGCAGAGCUGGACGAGGAGGAGAAGGAGAUCGACGCCAAGCUCAAGUACCUGGAGCUGGGUAUCACACAACGUAAAGAGUCUUUAGCCAAAGACCGAGGUGGCCGUGACUACCCACCCUUGCGUGGUCUCGGUGAGCAUCGUGACUACUUGUCAGACAGCGAGCUCAACCAGCUGCGGCUCCAGAGCUGUGCCACUCCUGCCGGCCAGUACGCAGACUUCUCUGUCACCGCUGCUGCUCCUGCCACUCCUUCUGGCCCCACUGCCUUCCAACAGCCCCGAUUCCCACCUCCAGCCCCACAGUACACUGCAGGCAGUGGUGGGUCAACUCAGAACGGAUUCCCAGCCCACCAACCACCCACCUACCCUGGUCCCGGCACAUACCCAGCACCUGCCUUUCCUUCUGGCACCAGUUACCCAGCUGAUCCUAGCCUGCCAAGCCAGCAGGCUUUCCGUCCCACAGGCCAUUAUACAGCCCAAACACCCAUGCCAACCACCCAGAGCACUCUUUUCCCAGUCCCAGCUGACAGCCGUGCCCCCCACCAGAAGCCACGCCAGACAUCACUAGCCGACCUGGAACAGAAGGUGCCCACUAACUAUGAGGUGAUCGCCAGCCCAGUCGUGGCCAUGUCUUCAGCACCACCUGAAACCAGCUAUAGUGGCCCAGCAGUAAGCAGCAGCUAUGAGCAAGGCAAGGCUGCUGAGCUGCCCCGGGCCAGUGACCGGAGCAGUGUGAGCCUGAGCUCAGCCUCCACCUACCCCUCUGACUCCCACUACAGCCUGGAACAGAAUGUCCCUCGGAACUAUGUGAUGAUUGACGACAUCAGUGAGCUGACCAAGGACAGCACCUCCACUGCCCCUGAUAGCCAGCGACUAGAGCCCCUAGGGCCAAGCAGCAGCGGGUGUCCAGGGAAAGAGCCGGGAGAACACAGCAUCCUUGAGGGGACUGCAUUGCCCUGCUGCUACACCAGAGGGGAGGAGGAAUCUGAAGAGGACUCUUAUGACCCCCGUGGGAAGAGUGGCCAUCACCGGAGUCUGGAGAGCAAUGGCCGACCAGCCAGUGCCCACUACUACAGUGACAGCGACUACAGACAUGGGACUCGAGCAGAGAAGUAUGGUCCAGGUCCCAUGGGGCCUAAGCAUCCCUCCAAGAGCCUGGCACCAGCUGCCAUCUCCUCAAAACGCAGCAAGCACCGCAAGCAGGGCAUGGAGCAAAAGAUCUCCAAGUUCUCACCUAUCGAAGAGGCCAAGGACGUGGAGUCAGACCUGGCCUCCUACCCCUCCCCUGCAGUCAGCAGCAGCCUAGCCUCUCGGGGCAGGAAGUUCCAGGACGAAAUCACCUAUGGGCUCAAGAAGAACGUGUACGAGCAGCAGAGGUACUAUGGGGUGUCCAGCCGGGACCCAGUGGAGGAGGAUGACCGCAUGUAUGGAGGGAGUGGCCGGUCCCGAGUGGCGUCUGCAUACAGUGGGGAGAAACUGUCCAGCCAUGACUUCAGCAGCCGGGGCAAGGGAUAUGAGCGGGAACGGGAAGCUGUGGAGAGACUUCAAAAAGCAGGCCCCAAGCCCUCGUCCCUGAGCAUGGCCCACGGCCGGUCCCGGCCCCCCAUGCGGAGCCAGGCCUCUGAAGAGGAAAGCCCUGUCAGCCCCUUGGGACGGCCCCGCCCUGCCGGCGGCACCCUCCCUCCUGGGGACACCUGCCCACAGUUCUGCUCCAGCCACUCCAUGCCUGAUGUCCAGGAGCAUGUCAAGGAUGGGCCUCGGGCCCACACAUAUAAGCGUGAGGAGGGCUACAUCCUGGAUGACUCCCACUGCGUAGUUUCCGACAGCGAAGCGUAUCACCUGGGCCAGGAGGAGACAGACUGGUUUGAUAAGCCCCGGGAUGCCCGCUCUGACCGGUUCAGGCACCACGGGGGCCACGCAGUCUCCUCCUCCUCCCAGAAGCGAGGCCCUGCCAGGCACAGCUACCACGACUACGAUGAGCCCCCUGAGGAGGGCCUGUGGCCACAUGAUGAGGGUGGCCCGAGCCGCCACACCUCAGCCAAGGAACACCGGCACCACAGUGAUCACGGGCGGCACUCAAGCCGCCACACUGGCGAGGAGCCGGGCCGGCGUGCUGCCAAACCACACACUCGGGACCUGGGUCGCCAUGAGGCCAGGCCUCACCCUCAGCCCAGCCCUGCCCCGGCCAUGCAGAAGAAGGGUCAGCCUGGGUACCCCAGCUCCGCUGAAUACUCACAGCCAUCCCGUGCUCCAUCAGCAUACCAUCAUGCCUCUGACAGCAAGAAGGGCUCCCGGCAGGCCCACUCGGGGCCCACUGCACCACAGCCAAAGCCAGAACCCCAGCCGCAGUCACAAGGUCGGCAGGCAGCUCCUGGGCCACAGCAAUCACAGCCGCCGCCAUCCAGGCAGACACCCUCAGCCACAGCAUCACGCCAGCCACAGACACAGCAGCAGCAGCAGCAGCAGCAGCAGCAGCAGCAGCAGCAGCAACAAGGUCUUGGGCUACAGCCCCCUCAGCAGGCCCCGGUGCAGGCUCGGCUGCAGCAACAGGGCCAGCCAGCCACCCGGGGCCCAGCCCCUGCUGCCAGCCAGCCAGCAGGGAAGGCUCAGCCGGGUCCCACGAUAGCCACAGGCACCCAGCCAGCAGGACCGCCACGGGCAGAACAGGCAAAUGGCACUAAAGGGACAGCCAAAGCACCCCAACAGGGGAGGCCUCCUCAGGCCCAGCCCCCACCAGGAUCUGGACCCACAGGCAUGAAGGCUGGAGCCAGGCCUGGAGGGACCUCAGGGGCUCCUGCUGGCCAGCCAGGCGCCGAUGGUGAGAGCGUGCUCUCCAAAAUCCUCCCUGGUGGGGCAGCAGAGCAGGCUGGCAAGCUGACAGAAGCGGUCUCUGCUUUUGGCAAAAAGUUCUCCUCAUUCUGGUGACCGUGCCCUGUAGGGCUCUUGAAGAGACGAAGGGAGAUGAUAUCAUUGCUGUGGAAAAAUCUCUGGAGUCAGAGGCCUGGGCACAGCUCUGAACUCUGCGUAUAACACAUCUGCAAUCUGGCAAACCCUUGGCCCAAAGACUCACACCAGGUGGGACGUGGCAGGCAGGCCUCCGUUGAGGACGGGAUGUUUUCUAACAGCAGCUGUCUGGGUGAAGCAUCUGCUGGACACGGUGGGACCACUGGCCCCGGGGGACCCGUGAUUAUCUUUCCAGAGAUCCCGCUCUCCUCAGGGUGCCACCUUCAAGGCAUGGCCUUCACUGGGAGGGAGGAGCCCUCUCCGGACACCCUGCCUCCGUGGCAGUCCUGCUGCUCUUCCCACAGCCGCUUUUCUGCGGCCCAGCCAGCCAGGCUUCCUAUGCGUUAUACACAGAGUUUGGGCACAGGCUGCCUAUUUUUGACAGAUGCUGCCCUCCCUCCACGAUGCCAGAGUUUUUCCACAGCCUUGGAGAGCGGCUUUGACUGAGGGCUGGGGGCCCCGGGCUCCGUUUCCUUCACAUUCCAGCUGGCCCGGAUCCUUCUGUGGCCACAGGGCCCUGUUCCCCUCACCCUGCCCUCUGGGUGACAUCGGAGCAGACUUCCAUGUGGCCAGCACGGGGUUGGGAGAACUUUACAAACAUUAGGACCUAACACUGUCUCAUCGCUGAAAUAAGAGGCCAUAGCACCGAAAAGCAGCGUGGGCACUGGCUGAGGCUUCUCCCAGCCCAUGGGUGGCAGCAUGCUAGCAUGCCUGCCACCGUCUCAAAGCCAUCUGCCCCCCUGACCCCCCCAGCCAUUGUGAGCAUCCCAGCGACACCGCCAUCAUCUUGAGCAGCCAGCUCCUUGUUUGUACACCUGGGGAUUUCUUUUGAUUUCAAGAACAGCCUUAAUCAUUUCAGUUUGAUUUACAUGUAUACCUCAUAAUCAGUUUUCUUUUGUUUCUUUCUCCCCCUUCUUUUUCUUUGCCCGCCUCCUU
Hyaena hyaena (striped hyena) is the source of this 12768-nucleotide messenger RNA. RefSeq names its product bassoon presynaptic cytomatrix protein (gene BSN). Gene Ontology annotation, molecular function: structural constituent of presynaptic active zone; metal ion binding. NCBI's taxonomy places the organism in Eukaryota, Metazoa, Chordata, Mammalia, Carnivora, Hyaenidae. Gene Ontology annotation, cellular component: cytoskeleton of presynaptic active zone; GABA-ergic synapse; axon. The record is from RefSeq and is a predicted model, not a curated record. Gene Ontology annotation, biological process: presynaptic active zone assembly; protein localization to synapse. The transcript has 13 exons. The coding region runs from base 1 to 11754 and encodes 3917 amino acids.